Molecule: messenger RNA, 2193 nt
Organism: Cyprinodon tularosa
Lineage: Eukaryota; Metazoa; Chordata; Actinopteri; Cyprinodontiformes; Cyprinodontidae
Gene: cfap300
Product: cilia and flagella associated protein 300
Exons: 6
Coding region: 296-973 (225 amino acids)
Source: RefSeq, a predicted model, not a curated record
UCCUUCCUUCCAUUACAUAUAAGCAGUGACUUUUGAUUGAUGAAUCUGUUCUCUUCUUCAUAAAAAGAACUGCUUCGGACAUUUUAAGGUGGAACUCGCAAUGGCUGGAGAGGGAUGCGCGUUUGAGCAAACUUUUUCUUUCACUCCUCUUCCGGCUAAGACCUUCUCUUUCCAACAAGAUAAAGACACCUUGAACCUUUUGAUGAAAUGGUGAUCGAAAAAGGUUUUUGUUUGAAUUUCUGUCGUUUCUCCGGGUGAGUUGUGUCUAACUGGCUUGUUGGUUUCUCUCAGGUCCAUGCUUAGGAGGAUCUCGGCUCAGGCUUACAGCUUUGACAGUAACUUUCACCCCUACAGCUGUGAAACGUUUGCCUUGUGUUUCUUUAAAGACCCUAAGGUGAUUCACAGUCUGAGAAAUAUGGAGGACAAACUCCGGGUGCCUCUUGAGAAGCCAGUUGUGUCUGUCAGCGUAGAUCUGGUGCCCUGUAAUAAGAUCUCCAUGGAGCUGUUUGAUCCAAUCUUCUCUUGCGGGAUCUUGAGGCCUUCUGGUGAUGUAGUUAAAUGCUUUCAUGAUGUCUACCCUGACUUCGAUGAACUUCGACAGAUGUUACAGGAAGAGGACUCUGAGCACUACUAUGUUGUUGGAAAGACGGAACGGAAAGAGUUUCUCUUUUGCCUCUUUAAGCACCUGUGUCUCGGCGGGGAGCUUUGUCAGUAUGAGGACAACAUUGAUCCCUACAUUAGCACCACUAAGAAGCUAUACAAAGACCUUAUAAGCGUUCAAAAGGAUACAGAUACAAGAAAGAUCAGUGCGGUGUCCACUGUGCUCAAAGUCAGUGCCUAUGAUGAGUCUGGCAUUUGUUUUCCUGGGACUCAAGAUGAGGAACAAACAUUUGCCUACCUGAUCGUGGAUCCGGUUAAACGAAAUGUGACUUUGUUUUACCACAUCUUCGGCGUGGGAAAGUUCACACUUUGAGUGCCGAAAAAAAGAAAGACGAGUCAAAAAUGUAGCUUAAAAAAAAUUAAAUUUUCUUUUGUCAAGUGAAGCUACAUCCAUAAAGGACUUUCUACCUUCCUUCUUAAAACAGGAAGAAUAGUCGACCAUGCAAUGCCUAGAAACCUUUAUAAGGUCCUUUUAGUUCCAUAGCCAGAAAUCUGAAAAAUGGCUCAAUAAGAGCCCAUGCUCAAUAUAAACAUUUUUAUUUAAAUUGAAUUGAGUUUAAUAACCUGCUGGUGAAUGUGUGUUUAAAUACCAAAAACAACUUCUGUUGGAAACAUCAAAUUAAUUUUUUCCCCAGAAGUAUGAAUUUAUUUGUGUCUACAAUCACCUGCAAACACAUUAACAUACCUUAAAGUGUAUUAAAUUGAAUAUGUCAUGUUAAAGCCUGUAAAAGAUUUGGAUGAGGUGAUCACAGCUGACUAGUUAAGUGUCUCAUAGUGUAAUGGAAAAAUCAGAGACCCAGAGCAACAAACAGUCCAAAGAGCUUUAUUGAAACAAAUAAAUUAAUAAGUUAGUUUUCUAAAAAAAUUUCUCAGCAGAAACACAUUUUUGUACCUCUUUUAAAAGAUCAUAUAGAUUAGAUUAGAAAACAAACCAUCAUUGCAUUUUAUUCAGCCAACUGCCCCUGUUUCUUGGACUAGGAAGACUUUGUGAUGAGUUUUCGUUUUUCUUAUUGCUUGUUCAGUUCGUGCUUUAUUCUAACAGCAGCUUCAAGACCUACAGUAGGAAAGCAGCUAAAAGAGUAAUGAGGUGGAAUGUCGAAUGGCAGCAAGUCAGUGAAAAGAUGGACGGAUGAUGCGACGUCAUAAAUAGAUAAGAGAACGUGCAGAUUGGUUCAUGCAUAGCAUUCAGUCAGUUGGACAAUCCCUAACUGUUUCUCCUAAUCGGGUCUCUAAACUAGUGCCCCCUAGUGGCCUCAGAGGUAGUUGUGUGGAAGCCAAUCUUAACUAAUGUGACAUGCUUAUUACAGCACACAUGCCUGCAGAGAUUUCUGUGUCGACAAAAAUGUCCAUGCCUCCAACCUCCACAUUGAAGGGUGUUAAAGAUACCCUAUUGAUGUCUAUGAAGGUAUGAUGAUAUGCUGACAAUACAGUAUUAUCAUCACAAUAUAUCUCAGAAAAAUAUACAUCAGUUGUAACAGAUUAAAUCUUCACAACAAUGAUUUUUUUUGUCAAGGGAUGGGCAAAAAAUAAAUA